Molecule: messenger RNA, 1109 nt
Organism: Hirundo rustica (Barn swallow)
Lineage: Eukaryota; Metazoa; Chordata; Aves; Passeriformes; Hirundinidae
Gene: MRPS34
Product: mitochondrial ribosomal protein S34
Exons: 3
Coding region: 77-715 (212 amino acids)
Biological process (GO): mitochondrial translation
Cellular component (GO): mitochondrion; mitochondrial small ribosomal subunit
Molecular function (GO): structural constituent of ribosome
Source: RefSeq, a predicted model, not a curated record
CUUCCGGGGGAGGCGGCAGCUCUGGGUCCCAGUGCGGCGCUCGGCUCCGCUCGGCUCCGCGCCCUCGGCCGCCGCCAUGGUCCGCAAGAAGCUGCACCGGCCCAUCGCCGCCAUGGCCAAGAAGAUCCGCGAGUACCGGGCGCUGAAGGAUCGGCCGCGGGAUUCUCAGCGCUUCGUUGUGGACUACGAGACCAUGCGGCGGCCGCUGACGCAGAAACGGCUGCCCGUGCGGGCCUGGGAGGACGUGCGUAACGAGAACCGGCUCUUCGCGCUGCUCUGCCGCCUGCCGCGCUUCGGCGUGGGCCGCACCGUCACCCGCAAGUCCUGGCUGUGGGCGCACGACGAGCCCUGCUACUGGGUCAUCACCAAGGUGAAGGCGGACUACAUGGCCGAGAACAUGGACCAUGGAAAAGCCUGGGGUUACCUGACCUUCAGAGGCAAAACUGAAGAGGAAGUGAGGGAGAUUGACAAUGCCAUGUACCAUGACUGGCGUAUAGUGCCCAAACACGAGGAGGAGGCCUUCAAGAAGUUCACCCCAGUGUCUGAGGAGACUGUUCGGUUCCUGCCAUACCCACCACUGCUCCGAGCCAUGAUCCUUGCACAGUGGCAGAAGGAGGGAAAACCAAUUAUGGAAGAGCCAAUUAUUGAUCUGGAGAAGGUGCUGGCCUGUCCCCAAGAGCGGGCAAAGAAAAAAGCUACAGGGACACUGGUAUAAAGACUUGUUCUGGGUCCUAAGCAUCCCACAUGUUCUCGCUGCCUGUUAGAAGCCUGGUGCACAAGGGGUCUUACAGAGCCCUUCUGUGCUCAUUGUGGUAGGAUGUUUCCAGCUUUCUUCUCAGCCCUAUACAGUCAUCUCAUCCAAAAGGGAAGAUGUAGAUAUAUUCAGACUCUUUUUGGUUUCAGUCAGCAGGGUGGUCUUCUUCGUUCUCUGGAUAGUCUCUAAAUACACAGCUCCAGUCAACCAGCUGCAUUUCAUUGGAGCAUAGAUUUUUUUAUAUAACUUGGGUCCUGCAUGAAUCACAGAAGAAUGACUGUGAAUACCACAGUAUUUCACAGGGCUGUGAAAAAAUGUAUCUGCAAAUGGAAAUAAAUGUUUUCUUAAUUCUGCA